Messenger RNA from Molossus molossus (Pallas's mastiff bat), 3093 nucleotides. It is a transcript of the gene ZNF618, whose product is annotated as zinc finger protein 618. The record is from RefSeq and is a predicted model, not a curated record. Lineage: Eukaryota; Metazoa; Chordata; Mammalia; Chiroptera; Molossidae. The transcript is spliced from 17 exons. Bases 3 to 2960 code for a protein of 985 amino acids.
CCAUGAACCAGCCGGGCGGCGCGGCGGCUCCGCAGGCUGACGGAGCCAGUGCGGCUGGAAGGAAAAGCACGGCGAGCAGGGAGCGCUUGAAGCGCAGCCAGAAGAGCACCAAGGUGGAGGGGCCAGAGCCCGUGCCGGCCGAGGCCUCCCUGAGUGCCGAGCAGGGAACGAUGACGGAGGUGAAGGUGAAGACAGAGGUGCCCGACGACUACAUCCAGGAGGUGAUCUGGCAGGGCGAGGCCAAGGAGGAGAAUAAGGCAGUCAGCAAGGAUGGGACCGGCGAUGUGCCCGCUGAGAUCUGUGUGGUGAUCGGCGGCGUCCGCAACCAGCAGACCCUCGGGUCCUAUGAGUGUGGAAUCUGUGGCAAGAAGUACAAGUAUUACAACUGCUUCCAGACCCACGUACGUGCACACCGAGACACUGAAGCCACCUCAGGGGAGGGAGCCUCCCAAGGCAACAAUUUCAGGUACACGUGUGACAUCUGUGGGAAGAAGUACAAGUACUACAGCUGUUUCCAAGAGCACCGGGACUUGCACGCAGUGGAUGCCCCCUGCUUCCUACCCAGGAGAAGGUCAUGCAGCAGCCAGACCGUGAGGGAAAUGACCAGCCCCUGUGGAUCCUGGGGGAGAAAAGUGUUUAGUGUGGAAGGGGCCCCCGAGAAUCGGGCAGACCCCUUCGACCAAGGCGUCGUGGCCACUGAGGAGGUGAAGGAGGAACCCCCGGAACCAUUCCAGAAAAUCGGGCCAAUGAACAAUAUUACAUCAGAAAUUUUUAAGAAGAAAGAAGUUAGGCAGACCCAAAAGAGAGAAACCGGCAACUACACCUGUGAAUUCUGCGGGAAGCAGUACAAGUACUAUACACCCUACCAGGAGCACGUGGCCUUACAUGCCCCCAUCAGUACCGCCCCCGGGUGGGAGCCACCGGACGAUCCAGACACGGGCUCUGAGUGUUCACAUCCAGAGGUCUCCCCAUCUCCACGCUUCGUGGCCGCGAAGACCCAGACGAACCAGUCGGGGAAAAAAGCUUCGGCCUCCGUGGUCCGAUGCUCCACCCUCUUACACCGCACUCCUCCAGCCACCCAAACCCAGACGUUCCGCACUCCAAAUUCAGGAUCUCCGGCAAACAAGGCAACUGCAGAAAGCGCUUUCAGUCGGAGAGUAGAAAGCAAAGCACAAAACCACUUUGAAGAGACGAAUAGCAGUUCCCAAAACUCCAGCGAAACUGCAAGUCCCCUGAUUUCCAAUACUUUCCCUCUCCUACAGAAACCCUACACGUGCGGCGCCUGCGGGAUCCAGUUCCAGUUCUACAACAACCUGCUGGAGCACAUGCAGUCCCACGCAGCGGACAACGAGAACAACAUCGCCUCCAGCCAGUCCCGGUCGCCGCCCGCUGUUGUGGAGGAGAAGUGGAAGCCGCAGGCCCAGAGGAACAGUGCCAACAACACCACGACCAGUGGUUUGACAUCCAACAGCGUGAUCCCCGAGAAGGAGCGGCAGAACAUCGCAGAGCGGCUGCUGCGGGUCAUGUGCGCUGACCUGGGCGCCCUGAGCGUGGUGAGCGGGAAGGAGUUCCUGAAACUGGCCCAGACGCUGGUGGACAGUGGAGCCCGCUAUGGAGCCUUCUCGGUCACUGAGAUCCUGGGCAACUUCAACACACUGGCCCUGAAGCACCUGCCGCGCAUGUAUAACCAGGUGAAGGUGAAGGUGACCUGUGCCUUGGGCAGCAAUGCCUGCCUGGGCAUCGGCGUCACUUGUCACUCGCAGAGCGUCGGCCCCGACUCCUGCUACAUCCUCACUGCCUACCAGGCCGAGGGCAACCACAUCAAGAGCUAUGUGCUGGGUGUGAAAGGAGCGGACAUCCGUGACAGCGGCGACCUGGUGCACCACUGGGUGCAGAACGUGUUGUCAGAGUUCGUGAUGUCGGAGAUCAGGACAGUGUACGUGACGGACUGCCGGGUGAGCGCGUCCGCCUUCUCCAAGGCCGGCAUGUGCCUCCGCUGCUCAGCCUGUGCCUUGAACUCAGUGGUGCAGAGCGUGCUGAGCAAGCGGACGCUGCAGGCCCGCAGCAUGCACGAGGUCAUCGAGCUGCUCAACGUGUGCGAGGACCUGGCGGGCUCCACCGGCCUGGCCAAGGAGACUUUCGGGUCGCUGGAGGAGACCUCGCCGCCGCCCUGCUGGAACUCGGUCACGGACUCGCUGCUGCUGGUGCACGAGCGCUACGAGCAGAUCUGUGAGUUCUACAGCCGGGCCAAGAAGAUGAACCUCAUCCAGAGCCUCAACAAGCACCUGCUCAGCAACCUGGCAGCCAUCCUGACGCCAGUGAAGCAGGCGGUCAUCGAGCUGAGCAACGAGAGCCAGCCCACCCUGCAGCUGGUGCUGCCCACCUAUGUCAGGCUGGAGAAGCUGUUCACGGCCAAGGCCAACGACGCGGGCACCGUCAGCAAGCUGUGCCACCUCUUCCUGGAAGCCCUCAAGGAGAACUUCAAGGUGCACCCGGCGCAUAAAGUAGCCAUGAUCCUGGAUCCUCAGCAGAAGCUGCGGCCCGUCCCGCCCUAUCAGCAUGAGGAAAUCAUCGGCAAGGUGUGUGAGCUCAUCAACGAGGUUAAGGAGUCCUGGACCGAGGAGGCUGACUUCGAGCCCGCUGCCAAGAAGCCCCGCUCCGCCACCGGCGAGAACCCCGCAGCUCAGGAAGACGAUCGGCUGGGGAAGAACGAAGUGUAUGAUUAUCUGCAGGAGCCCCUCUUCCAGGCCACCCCUGAUCUCUUCCAGUACUGGUCAUGCGUCACCCAAAAGCACACGAAACUCGCCAAGCUCGCCUUCUGGCUCCUCGCGGUUCCGGCCGUGGGGGCCAGGAGUGGGUGUGUAAAUAUGUGUGAGCAGGCCCUUCUCAUCAAAAGGAGGCGGCUGCUCAGUCCAGAAGAUAUGAACAAACUCAUGUUCCUGAAAUCCAACAUGCUUUAAGACUUCUGCUUCCGGACAAAAGACAAGAAAAACAGAACGGUAGAAAAAAUACACAACACUGUCGCAAACAAAGCAAAGGAAUUUAAGUUCUAAACACUGUGGACCUCAUUAUAAAUGCCCCCUGGAAACUUAA